This is a messenger RNA of Drosophila biarmipes, 2595 nucleotides long. RefSeq lists its product as uncharacterized. The coding region runs from base 111 to 2042 and encodes 643 amino acids. The transcript is spliced from 3 exons. The record is from RefSeq and is a predicted model, not a curated record. Lineage: Eukaryota; Metazoa; Arthropoda; Insecta; Diptera; Drosophilidae.
UCUCACGCACACAGUCGCCUGUCAGUAGCGCCAAACACGGCGUUGUUUCGAAGUUUUUUUUUUUGGUUUAUUUCAAUUUGUCAUUUUUAAAGAUUUCUGUUCAUGCGAAUAUGUGCGAAGUGCGCAACUUGAUUGACCUGACCGAGUGGGACGAGCCCAACAAGGAGACGCUGCACGAGGAGCCGGAGGACAUGGUGGCCUCCGCGACUUUCGAGGGACCCUACGAUCCCUUCGAUCUGAUGGAAAAGGAAGCCUGCAUCAAGGGCAUGACCUUGAAGACGCAGAUCAAGGAGAAGAUGUCCAGUGCCGAGCGACAGUAUCCGGAUCUGGAGAGCGAGAGUCCUCCGGUUUGCAUGCAGACACAAGAAGCAGCCGCCGCCUCCGCAUCCUCCUCCGGGGAGGCAACACAAAAGCGCCGCUCGAACAGCUCCUUUCAGAAGCAGCUGCUCAAACUGAACGCCUCACGAUCCGUGGCCAACACUCCGCCCCAGAAUCGUUCCAAAUCAGAGUUCGAGAAGACCAUCCUCAAUGAAAACCUACAGAUGCUGGCCGCCGAAUCGCCGCUGAAGCUUAUCGAAGAUGACGACGUCCUGUCCUCCAGCAUGAACUUCGAGGAGGACCUCAAAAUGCUGCGCAUUCCAGUUCUGGAUGCGCUGAACAACGCGGAGGAGCCCAAGACAAAUGUCGAGGAAAACAAUAACAACCGACAACUUAUCAAAAUUGAGCCAAAAACAUUGGAAAGUUCGCAGGAGCCACUCGAGGAUCGGGCAAACGGCAAGAAUUUGGGGCAACUGCUGCAGCAGCUGAAGUUGCUGGCCCACGAGCACGUCGAGAGGACCAAGUGGCAUCUGUUUGACACGGCAAUCGAAACGAUUGCAGCCGUUAUCUUCGGUCCCAGUGGCUCUGGUGCGGAGGCCCGCAAAUCCGACUUGCCAAAACCGCCGCCCUCCUACACGUACAACCGCCAGGGAACGUUUGACCUCGAACUUCAGGGCUCAAAGACGAAGCGUUCCUUCGACGCUUCGCAGGUGCAGGAGGAGGAGGAGGAGGAGGGCGAGCAGGAGGAUAUCCUGUUGCCAGGUAGCAAGAUCCAUAACUUUCCCGAUGCCAUGGUCUGCUCCUCGGCCACCUACGAUGGCGAGUCGCGCAUGGAUCCAUUCGAAAAGGGCCUGCAUCCCUCCCCACCGACGAUAGCCGCCAUGCCAGUGGCCGCCCGAAAGGAGCCCUUCAUGACGGAGUUGAUGGACGAAACACUGGCUCUGCAGAUCAACGAGUUGCUGGAAAGGCACAAGCUAGCAAAGUCUGCAAGCGGAGAUCACGAACCGGCGCAAGGCGUUGACCCCAGGCCAGUCAUACUGCUGGUAAAUCCCAGCAGCUACGGCACUCAGCUCACCUAUCCCUCCAGCUGCAUUGGCACGGCGAAUCCCAUGCCCUUGGGUGAUGCCAAUGCAGCAGGCUCCAUGCGCCGCCGAUCCUCAUCACUGUCCAUCCAGGACAAGUCCAAGCUGCCGCGGGAAGUGCUGAGGUCCGAUCGCCAGGUGGAGAAUCUUCCCCCACCCAGGGAGGCCAAAAGCACUGCCACAGUGGGUCCCAUGAGUGGUGUUGGAGCAGCAGCGGCUGGCUUCCGGCAGCGAAGCAACUCCUUCUCCACGCCCAGCAAUCCGUCCACGAAGGCCUACGAAAGCAGGCGCACGCUCAUGAGCAGCCGCUUGAGGACGCCAUCGAUAAACGAAUCGGUGGCCAAACCCCAGGGAACCGUGAAGGCCACCAAGCCCAUCAAGCCCGUGGUGCCCAUGAUGAAAGUGACAGCUAGCAACGAGACCACCUACCUGAAUCCCGUCCAUCCACGUGUCCCGGACACGCCCAUUUCCUCGCGGAGCAAGGCCGGCCAGAAGAUAUCCUGCACGAGCACCCCGCUGCCGCAGAUGCGCACCCAGCAGCGGCGCUCGCUGAAGCCGGUGCCAGGAUCCCUGGCCAACGCCUCCUACUCGACGCCCUCGUUCAGGGGACCGAGCUUCUCCAAGAAGACCAGUUCCGGCUAGAGUGCACCCGCCUGGCCCGUGGCGUUGGCGCAAUGUCGCCUGAAAGUGAAUUCGUAUGUGAUGUCCGAGGUCAAGUUUUUAACCUUGAAGAUAAACCUACAUUGUGAAUACGGCUUGGCUAUCUAUCCACUAUACGUUGUUGUUUCCUACUUCUUUUUGCCUGACGUCACAAGAUAAUGCAAACUGAUAUGCAGUCUGGACUUAAUUCUGAACAUACGACAGAGUUAUCUCUUGAAAAUAGGCGAAUUAAUUAGUUAUCUGAGUUACGCGGGAGUUCCCAGCCACUAAAAACAAGUUAUUUUUGCGAGCCCCAAUCUUAAAUGCCUUGGAAACUCGCAGGAGAUUCUAAAAUUAACCUCAUUUGCACAUGCUUAACGUAGAUCUUAACAAGGAAACUAAAAUACUGAAAACGUCCAGCCACUAGGCAUAAGUUAUACUCUCCAGACUAGGUAUUACAAAUAGACUUAACUAAUCUUCUAAAUUCCCAAAUGUAAGAAAUCUCACACACGUAGAGUUUAAUAAAAACGAGAUUGUAAGUUUAACCACCAAGUAA